AUGGCGACCGGCGACAGCACCAUCACAGCGCGGAUCAUCGGCGCCACAUCGCUAGUAGCGCGGCGACUGGCGGCGGCCGACGGCGAUGAAGAAGCCGAUGAUGGAGAAGCUUCGGCGAAAAUUAAUGACUCACUGCUCUAUCUCAAAGAGUUUCUUCUCAACGUAUCACCACAACAGAGGUACCAAUCAAUCGAUAUAUCGAUCCACGUCGUGGCCAACCACCAAGCUGCAGUUUACCGAAGUGGACGGGAGGAAGGUUUUGCACGAGGAUUCGCCCAUGCUUCCCAGGCCGUGUUUAAUUACUUGCAAAUGGCCAUGCCGCAUGAUUUCAACCCACAAGCACAGCAAUUUCAUCUCGGACUUGUGCAUCAUUUGAAUGCUGUGAUGCCUUCCCGAACGGGAACCGCUUGCCAACCAAUUCCCGAUCCUCCAAAAUGGUCACCAGGGACGCCGCCUGCUUCAGACAUUUCUUCAAGUGAAUCACCGGAACCAACUGGCUCACCAAGCCAAACCACUCGACCGAAAGAGGCGCGUGGAGAGCGUAGACCUCAUCUUACUCGAGAGGAUGAUUCGUGUCAGGAACCACCAUCAAAGAAAGUCUGGCAACCAUGGCAAUGA
Molecule: messenger RNA, 618 nt
Organism: Cooperia oncophora
Lineage: Eukaryota; Metazoa; Nematoda; Chromadorea; Rhabditida; Trichostrongylidae
Source: the annotation of a GenBank genome assembly